Messenger RNA from Striga asiatica, 1751 nucleotides. The record is from the annotation of a GenBank genome assembly. NCBI's taxonomy places the organism in Eukaryota, Viridiplantae, Streptophyta, Magnoliopsida, Lamiales, Orobanchaceae.
AAAAAACAUCAUCUUAAUUACACACAAAAUCCCCCAUAAAUCCUACUGAAUUUUCUGGCGCCAUUUGUUCUUCUCUCAAAUUUUGUUUUAAAGAUUUUGCCCUUUUUCAAUUCAUACGGCUUCAGGAUUUAAUUGGAUUCAUAAAUUUAUUUCUACAUCAAAUCGUAUGUGGGAGCCAGGGAGUAUGGAGAUGGAGCAAAAGGGUUGCACCGAUUCCGGUUCGCCGCUCGGCAACUCGGAGAGCGACUCGCCGCCGUCGAGCGGCGGAGGAUUCGGCGGCGGCGGCGGUGGCGUUGUGGUCCCGGAAAUCAUUAACAUGGCGGUGAACAUAAGCAUGGAGAAAAAUGCCGGAAUGACAGGCUCGCCGGCGCAGGCUGCAUUCGUGGGGGGCGGUGGGGCAAUCAGCGGCGCUGUGGGAGGUGGACACGUCGGCGUUGGUGGUGAGGGCGGUCAGCCGGCGAUGGGGGGAAAGAAGAGGGGAAGGCCGCGGAAGUACGAUCCCGACGGCAAUUUAAGGGCUUCGUAUGUGAAAUCGCCGCCGCCGCCGCUGCCGCUGCCGGUAUUCAGCCUUUCGACGCCGUCUUCUUAUGAUUUCUCGUCCGGGCUGAAAAGGGGUCGCGGUAAGCCUUCGGCCCCUGGUAACUGGCAGCCACUUGGUUCUUUGGGCGAAUUAUUGGUGAACACAGCUGGAGGAGAUUUUACCCCACACGUGCUCACAGUAUAUACAGGCGAGGAUGUUGCUGGGAAGAUCCUUACAUUUGCUCAAAAGGGUUCAAGAGGAGUUUGUGUUCUUUCUGCCAAUGGCUCCGUCUCUAAUGUCACAAUUCGCCAACCUGGUUCAUCUGGUGGUCUUUUGACAUACGAGGGUAGAUUUGAGAUUUUAACUCUCACUGGAUCAUACACAGUUUCUGACAACAAUGGGAUUAAAAGUCGAGCAGGUGGACUAAGUGUCUCUUUGGCCAGCCCCGAUGGCCGUGUGAUUGGUGGCUGCUUAGCUGGAAUGCUAAUGGCCGCUAGUCCUAUCCAGGUUGUGAUUGGAAGCUUCAUCCCAAAUGGUUCUCAUAUGCCGAACAGAAAGCAACAGAUUGUGGCUAUAACAUCCACUCCUUUCCAGUAUGCUACAGCUACAGUCACAGCCGCCAUACCAAUAUCACAGGCGGCACCGGAAAGCAAUUUAUACCAAUUCCCGAUACAAAACUCUCAACGAGAAGCUGAUGUGGACCACCCAAACUCUGCCUCCACUGACGAUACCAGCGACUGGAAUGAUUCUGGGCCGGGCUCAGAUCAAAGGCCAUCCCCAGACAUUAACAUCUCUAUACCUGCAGACGAGCAAUAAAUUUUAAUGUCUGAUUAAAUUUUAAAUUAUUUGGCAAUUGAAAUUAUUUGUGGCAUUUAAGCAGCUGAAUUAUAGGCGUUUUAUAAAUGUGCAAGUACUUUAGAGAAGCUGACAAUAGUCAUGACUGGUGAGGAACUUCUGGGACUACAAGGAAAAAAAAUAUAUAUAUAUUUUGGAAGAGUGACUAUUAUUGAACAUUUAUUUUGAGGUGUCAAUUUUUUAUUGUAAUCAAAAUGUCUAGUGUGGCGCAUUUUGAUUGGGCAAAAUUUCUUGCUUGUUUAUUGGGAAUUCCAUGCUGUGUUAAGUUCAAUAUUUUAUUGCUUGUGCUUGGGUGAACAUUUAUAGGCCAGAGAAAGUGGAAUUAAUACUGUGACAGUGAUGGGCUGAAACGGUGGAAGUAUUUGGAUAAUUCUCG